This is a messenger RNA of Diprion similis, 3981 nucleotides long. It is a transcript of the gene jv, whose product is annotated as protein javelin. The record is from RefSeq and is a predicted model, not a curated record. The transcript is spliced from 4 exons. Lineage: Eukaryota; Metazoa; Arthropoda; Insecta; Hymenoptera; Diprionidae. The coding region runs from base 16 to 3423 and encodes 1135 amino acids.
GCCAGGCGUCUGACCAUGGGAGGCGUGCAGAGCGGACCUCACAGCUUAGGAGAUGUAAGCCUGGGUCGAGACACGUUAUGGGUGCAGGAGAGACUCCGUCACAAGAAUUGUCGUGCGCCUAGAGAGGGAGGCAACAACCGCCAUGACCAUCCAGGAGGGUCUUCUUCGUCAUCGCUACGAGAACAGCAACAGCAGCAGAAGUUAUUAAAGCGAACAAAAAGUUUGGCCGUAAUAUCCGAGGAGAACAGAGCAAAUACCCGACCGAGUAAUUACUACAGACUUGGCGAGCCUGCAUUGUCGGAGGCAUUCAGGAGGCAGCAGCUCAUACCAAGAGCUAAGCUCAUCAAUCGGCAUUCCCUGAAGGAUAGACUUUCAAAGAGCCAGCAACACCUCAACGAAUCAUUCGAGGUCUCGAAUCCAAGAGUGUACCGAUCACGUUUGCCUUCCGACACAUAUUCGGUGUCCGAUCCUCACGUCUCUCUGCCAAACUUCAUACCCCAGAAUUCGCGACAGAAUCAUAACCCAGAUCGACUCAACAUUCUCGAGUGGCCCGAAGCACCGAAACGUUACCAAAGCAUCCAGAACUUGGACAACGUUACAGGACUUGUCGAUGUCGUCGAAGAAAAUUGGUCAACGGAGGGAAACAGAAGUAUAGACUGCAUUUACACUCAGGUGAAAAGAAAGCGAAAGGAGCACCGAAGUUUGGACAGUGUACUAUUCGAGGACGACAAAGAGCUUGAGUAUUUCAACGUAUUGGACCUCCUACCACUGUCAAACGUCCGUCUGCAAUUCGACGAUAGAAACAGCUCGAAUAACAGCAUUAAGGCGGAAAAAAGGGAGCGGAACCGUGACUUAUUCGAGAAGAACUAUCGCAAAGUUCAAUCGUCGUCGGACGAAUACGAAGACAAAUACGGGAUAGAUGAUCCUGACAAAUUGCGGGUUGAGAAUCGAAAGAAGGAGAAGUCUUAUCAACAUAGCGAAGGACUCGAGCCCGACAUCGCGGAGGCGUUGAACGCGUCGAAGAUUGAGGAAAUCAACGAUUUCUCGAAAUCCGAGAACCGAAAGGAAGACGCUAUUUACGAAUCUAGGGUUGACGAAGAGGCGAUAGGGUUCGAGGACGAAGUGUUCAGUCAAAAAUCAGGAAAAAACCGCGUCCUGAUCCUCGACUCGGACCAAGAUAAGUUCAGGGCGGACGUUGCGGUAGUGAGACCGGUUGAGGAUUACCGAAGAAUCGAAGAGGCAGAGGACUACAAAUCGAUUUGGAUAUCGGACUCCGAGGAUCAAGAGGAAAUGUCGCGGAGACCUCAGGUGCUCAAGGUAAUCGACAACGACGUAACGAAGCGUAACAGGACCUCGGUAAUCGAAAUCGGCGAUGUCACCGAGGCAAUGAACUCCGCGAAGCAAACCGAUGACUCAACUUCGGAGGGUAACGACUGCGUAAUCACAAACGACUCGAAACUCUCAUCGAACGAGGACAAGGCGAACGACAGUCAAGAUGAGGUCCGGGUCGACGCCGUGAAGACGUUCUUCGAAUCAAAGUGCAAGGUGAACGGCGAGGCUAAGAACGAACGCUCGGAGGGUAAAUUUGGCAGAAUAAUAAACCACACGACAAGCAUGUUUGGAAAGGCUUGCAACGCGGUAAAGGGCAGUCUCGGCUUCGAGGCCAGAUCUGACAGCUCCGAUUUGGGGUUGGGAUCCGAGUCAGGGAGCGACACGCGGAGGCAGUCGAUGGACGGAAUCGACGAGGCGGAAGACGGACCCAAAGAGGUGGCGAACGACACCGAGAACAACCACUCGACACUUUCGAGAUCGUUUAGCUGCAGCGUUGACAGCUCGGCGAAGAACGAAGUCAGUCCAGAAUUCGAUCACAUAAGGUACAAGAUAAUGAAGUCAGACUUGUUUAGUAAGAACAUGUUCGGCAGUAUGAAGAACGAGCAAGUUUUUGACGGGCUGAUGCAGUACCUUCAAGAGUAUUCGUUCCAUGAUCUUCUGGUGGACAAUAACGUCGUGAUAAUCGAACCUGUGCGUGCCGAGACGGUUGAGAGAAAGACGACGUCGACGAAGUGCGGCGGGGGAAAAGGUAAGAGUCCCUCGUCAUGCCGCAUAUCAGGAGCUGUUGAGAAAAAGUGUCAGGAACAGCGAAAAGUGGAGGGUGAUAAAAACGCGGGAAAGCAGCCUCCCAAGAGCCCGAAGCAGGCUGGCCUAAGGCGGCACUUCUUUUAUCACCCGAUACGCGUUAACAGGGAAUUGAUCGACGACGAACUGCCCGAUCCGGACACGGUUCGAAACGUGAGAAAGAUGUUCGAGGGGACUUUGAAACUAAAAACUCCUGAUCCCACCUUCUCGAGGAAUAGUCCGACAAGGAAAACAGUCAGCAUGAAGGACCUCAGACAGAUAAGCGAGAGCUUCGAUGGCUCCGAAAAAGUCGAUGACUCCCGGAGCUCGAGCAGGGCGAAAAACACGGCGAACAAGGACGGGAUGGAAAGCCCGAGGAGCGAGUCCAAGACCAGGAUCAUCGCCCAGGCCUUCGAGGCAAGGAGUGGACAGACUUCGCCCAGCGACAGCGGACUCUCAAAGCACAAGGGGAUCAAGUACCUUCACAAUUGGGACGCGGGAAGCGUUAGCAGCGGUGUAUCCAGCGACUAUCCAGACACCGAUCCCGGCAGUGGAGUCCAAUGCACGUCCUCCGAGGACGAGGACGAGGGUCAGGACGACGAUGACAUCGACAACGGACCGGGGCACUCCGUGUCUCAGGACGUGCUGAAGAAGAUAAGGGAGUGCGGAACCUCGGUUACCUACUAUGGAGGAAAGGUGGUGAACACGUGUAACAGCCCGUUAAUAUCGCCGCCUAUAACCGGUAAGAUAAUGCGUGAAAUAAUGAGGAAUAAACCGAAGAACAACGAAGCCUCCAAGGAUUACGUCAAGUUUCGAUUGGUGAAGAGCAACUCUUGCGACAGCAGGUUAGAGCUUGCUGGUAGACUAGUCAACGACCAAUCAAAACGCGAUAAAUUCAGCAAGAAAACCGGCGAGCAGAUAAACGGCACUUCGGGUAUCGAGUACACGCCAAAGUCUGAUCUUAGAAAAUGUCCGAUAAUGGAAGGACGCAAUGUCGAGGUCGUGGUAGCGGACGAAGCUGUCGACGACGAGAUUAUUGAACCGGAAAUAAAGAAAGAACCGCCAAUCGUUAUCGGGCUCGAGCCGAAAAAGGAGGAAGUCAAAGAGCCGGAAAUUUUCAAAGCCGAUUUCAAGCUCGGAAAAUUAGAAGACACGAAAUGCUAUGCGAACAAAUUUAACAACAACACGUUUAACCAGUGGCAAGUGAACGACCCGAUCCAAGAGAAGAAAUGCAAGUUUGGAGAAAUUGAUUUCGAGGAAUUUGAAGUAUUGGAAGACAGUCUCAAUUCGAACGCUAGAAAAAAUUAGAUUUCACUUUAUCGACACUACUUCAUUUCACGUGUACAAUUUCAAUUAUUAUAGAUAUAUAAAUUAUUGUAAUACCGUAAGUGAUGCAGAUUAGUAAAGGUUAACCGUAUAAUCUGAUGGUCGUCAUUAGUUUAGGAAGGCACUGUGUAUAAAUCAUAUUACAAUAUUAAGAUACAUUAUGGUAAUUGCAUAAAACAGACAUCUAUCCCGAACCAUCAGCGUUGCAGGGGUACAUUACACAGUAGGUUUCGCUACCUUUAGAACGAUGGUUGCACCUUGUUCAAGCAGCCGGAAUUACAGCUCUCAUGAUCAGUUUGAGCAUCGUAUCCUGCCACAGUCAUCCCAAAUGUUAAAUAUUAUUUAUUUUUACAACGUUUGGAACGACCUGAACAUCAGAGCUGUAACUCCGGUUGCUUGAAUAAGGCUGACGCAUCGUCCCGCGGACAGAGAAACUCUAAUAUAAAAAAUAUUCUCUAACGUAUGAUGAGUGAAUUUUAGUUGCUUUCUGUAAAGUCAAAUUAUCUAUUAUUUAUUAUAUAACUAUAAGUAUAAAAGAUU